Messenger RNA from Grosmannia clavigera kw1407, 2259 nucleotides. RefSeq names its product tRNA dihydrouridine synthase. The record is from RefSeq and is a predicted model, not a curated record. The coding region runs from base 1 to 2259 and encodes 752 amino acids. Gene Ontology annotation, biological process: tRNA processing. The transcript has 3 exons. NCBI's taxonomy places the organism in Eukaryota, Fungi, Ascomycota, Sordariomycetes, Ophiostomatales, Ophiostomataceae. Gene Ontology annotation, molecular function: flavin adenine dinucleotide binding; tRNA dihydrouridine synthase activity; RNA binding.
AUGUCGACACUGGGCGACAGCGUGGGACAGGGCCCUGACUUGACAGCAGCGGCAACAGAACCAGCAUUGGUACCGGCAACCGUGGCAGCUACAACACGUGCCCAUCCCGAAGAUGACGAGGAGCACCGGAGCAAGAGAACGAAGACAGAAGGUAUCACGGACGUUGUUUCUGGCGAGAAGAAGCCGAGGGUGACGGGGAUAGCUCCAAUUAAGGAAGAGUACCUGAUCGAUGGUGGCGGGUCUGACGACCGGCGCGGGGGCGAUGUGUUUGACGACGACGAGGCCGAGGGGCGCGGUUCGAACGAGGCCGCACCGGUCUCUGCGGGCGGACGCAAGGGCAAGAGAGGCAAGAACAAGGGCCAGAACAAGGAGCGUGAUUUUGGCUGGUCCCGCGACGCCGUGCGGCUGUGCACAUCAGUGGCGAAUUCGCCCGAGUUCUCGCCCAAGCCAUGUCGGUCGGGCGAGCGGUGUCGCUGUCUGCACAGCGUGCGCGAGUACCUGAGCACAGGCCGGCGCGGCGACGUGGACACGUUUGACGGCCGGUGUCCGGUGUUUGAGCUGUAUGGCCGUUGUCCGUCCGGUUGGCGGUGCCGGUUUGUGUCGAGCCACAUGGAGGAGGUCGAGCAUCCGGACGGCCGCAAGGAGCUGGUACUGGUGGAGAAGGAGACGGCAGCUGGACGUCUGGCGGGCAGCGAGGACGACGACGCGCGGCCGGGCGUGGUCAACGUGGUAGCGGCCGAGGAGAAGCACAACUUGAUGCGCAAGCGGACGACGUUGGACAAGUCCGAGGCCUUUAUCCAGUGGCUGGACCGGGAGACGAGCAUCAUCAAGAAGAUCUUCAAAGACCCGACCGGACGGAGCAUUGAGGGCGAACAGAGCCUGCUGAAGCCGCCAGGUCCACGGGUCGACGACGCGGCCGAAGACGGAGCCAAGGACGAGCCGACGAUUGACGACUAUCGGGCGCAGUUUGUCGAUCCACCCUUUCUGCCGUCGGAGAAGCGACGGCUCUACUUUGGGCCGGAGACGCCGACGCUGGCGCCGCUGACGACGCAGGGCAACCUGCCGUUCCGGCGGCUCUGCGUCGAGCUCGGCUGCGAGGCCACGUACUCGGAGAUGGCCCUGGGCCUGGACCUGCUGACGGGCAAGCCGUCGGAGUGGGCGCUGCUGAAGGCGCACGCGACCGAGGCGGUGCCACCGCGCGUCGACAGCGUCCGCAGUGCCCAGACGGCCGGCUACGACAACGGCCGGGACCUGCGGUUCGGCGCCCAGAUCGCGGCCAACCAGCCGUGGAUGGCCAUCAAGGCGACCGAGGCCCUGUCUCGUUUGGUGCCGCAUCUGCGUCUGGUCGAUAUGAACUGCGGCUGUCCGAUCGAGAUGCUCUUCAAGACCGGCGGCGGCUCCGGCCUGCUCGAGGCCCACAACAAGCUCGAGCGCAUGAUCCGCGGCAUGAACGCCGUCUCGGGCGAGGUGCCCAUCACGGCCAAGCUGCGUGUCGGCGUGCGUGAUGGCUCGCCCACCGCCCACAAGGUCAUCGAGCGGCUGGCCUUUGGCGGUGUCGAGACGCGCGGCCGUCUCGGUGCCCCUGGCUGUGCUGCCAUCACGCUGCACGGCCGCACGCGCAACCAGCGGUACAAGAAGCCGGCCGACUGGCGCUACAUUGCUGAAUGCGCCGCUCUCGUGCGGUCUUACAACGAGUCACGUGACAAGAUCACUGACACCGUGCGUGAACCAGACGACCGCACGCUACCACCCGGCGGCCGCAUUUUCUUUCUCGGCAACGGCGACUGCUUUAGCCACGAGCAGUACCGCGCGCAGAUCGACCAGGCUGACGUCGACACGGUCAUGAUCGGCCGUGGUGCCCUCGUGAAGCCCUGGAUCUUUGAGGAGAUCGCCGCUGGCCAGUACCUCGACAAGUCCGCGUCCGAGCGGCUCGCCUACAUCGAGCGCUUUGCCCGCUACGGCAUGGAGGCUUGGGGCACCGACGAGCAGGGCCUCGGCACGACGCGCCGCUUCUUGCUCGAACACCUCAGCUUCACGUCCCGCUACGUGCCGGUCGGGCUGCUCGAACACCUGCCGCCUAGCCUCAGCGAUCGGCCGCCGGCCUAUCGCAGCCGCAACGAGCUGGAGGGCCUGCUGGCCAGCCGCAACUACAAGGACUGGAUCAAGAUCAGCGAGAUGUUCCUCGGACCCGCACAUCCCGACUUCCGGUUCGUGCCCAAGCACAAGUCCAACAGUUACGAGGGCGAGGCUGAGGGAUGA